AUGCUCCCAGACGGUCGGGUCUGGGUAAAGCCAAGUGUCACCGGAAACGGCAAUUCAAUGACGAUGAUGGAAGGUCUCUAUGUCCAGGAUGCGAAAAUCCGCAGCACCUGCAGCGCCAUGUGCUGCGCUGUGACGGGUUCAAUUAGACAAGUUGAGAUGAGGAGGCUGCUGCAGGGGAAUCAGAAUGAUACUGUACUGAAUGGCGUGCGAAUGAACGGUGUUGUGUUGCGAUUCAUGUUUGACUUUGAAGAUCCUCGGGGCCGAUUGCGACUACAUCGGAGCGGGGGUUUGUACUGGAUGAGCAUCCAUUUGUGUCAGUGCCGGGCCGGACUUGGCUCCGUCGCAGUUCCUUCCGACCCGGCUUUGGUUCCGGAAGGCAGGAAGGGCGGCGCCGGUCUGGUUGCAGAAGGAGCAAGGAGCAUUCUGCAACAGGAAAAGACAUUGGAAGGAGGCACCGAGAAUGGCACACGUAGCUCUGCUCAUACCUUGCCAACUGUUCCUCUUUUGGGUAUCCGUGUCUACCUUGGUAACUUCCAGGUUGCAAUCAACAACCUUCUUCGCUGCAUCUCCCAACCAAGCAAUCGAGAUGCUCCGUUGUGGCAUUUCCUACCCGUUACAUCGUCCGUGUUAUGCAAUAUCUUCAAUCCAAACUUCAUUGCAUAUCGACUGCCGCCUCCAGGACCUACCUCAGUCAAUACCAGCGCCUCAGCGAAAAUUAGAACGACGCGGAGAAUGUCACCCAGGUGCCUAGCCGAUUCAGCCCCAGCGAACGAUCCUCCGGGAAGCACGCACGGCACGUUAGUCGAUGUGAGGGGGAUGGUGCCUUACCACGCUGUCGGAACCAUUCCAACCGAAGCACGUUGUCUCAAUGGAUUAGUCGCCUACACCGAUGUGAGAUGGAAAUCUCCGGUCGUCCUGGGGGCCACCCAGCAGAUUCUAGCCAAGUCUAGCCCAGCCCAAAGACGUUCGGCCGAGCCGUGGCCUCUCAAGGUCCAGCCACACCUCCGGCACUCGCCCUACGGCCAGCUCGUGUAUCUUAUGCAUGGCAGACAGCCACCAGUCCAGGGUCGCAGUGAGGUGACAGGGCAGGCAGCAAACGCCGCCGCUAAAUCGCAAAAGCAUCUCCACGAUGAAUGCCAUGCUUCUUCUCUGCAUGAGCUCUGCAAGAAAGAUCUGCGAGACGACUGCUUGGCUGCGAAGUCCUUGAAUAGCGUCGCACACCAGCGCUUCAUCACAUCGUACAUACGGAGACGAGUGGGGGACGGGAUCGAUUCCCUGUUAUUCAUCUUGAUAUGUGCCUCUUUCACUACUCAUAUCAUCAUCAUUACCAUCCUUUAUCAAAGUCCUUCUUCGUUACAUAGGCCGGCGGCGCCGUUCUGGUUGUCUCUAGACGCAUACCGCGCACAUGGGCGUAUUGACCCCCAUGCUGUCCCGUCAAAGCCGUUUUGGGCCUGGGCCUGGUCUUGUCUGUUCUGCUGGAACGGGACAUUAGGGUCUCGCCUUCUUCAGAAGAUCAGGAACAAAGAGUCCCCGCUUCGCAUCGCAUCUUGGUUGCGCGACUCGACUCGCCUCGAGCUUGUUGACCACCUUGACCUUGCCUUUGCCUCCAGCUACAGCUCGACUUUGACUGCACGACUGCCGGGGGCAAAGAAAGUACUGGAAGGUAACUGA
Messenger RNA from Colletotrichum lupini, 1671 nucleotides. RefSeq lists its product as uncharacterized. The transcript has 13 exons. The record is from RefSeq and is a predicted model, not a curated record. Bases 1 to 1671 code for a protein of 556 amino acids. NCBI's taxonomy places the organism in Eukaryota, Fungi, Ascomycota, Sordariomycetes, Glomerellales, Glomerellaceae.